Elgaria multicarinata webbii is the source of this 2112-nucleotide messenger RNA. RefSeq names its product AGBL carboxypeptidase 3 (gene AGBL3). Gene Ontology annotation, biological process: proteolysis. Lineage: Eukaryota; Metazoa; Chordata; Lepidosauria; Squamata; Anguidae. The record is from RefSeq and is a predicted model, not a curated record. The coding region runs from base 1 to 2112 and encodes 703 amino acids. The transcript has 13 exons. Gene Ontology annotation, molecular function: metallocarboxypeptidase activity; zinc ion binding.
AUGUCCGAAGAUUCAGAUAAGGACAAGCAGCACAUAGAACAAUUAACGAGUGAUGAUUACAAUUCGGAUGAAGAUCCCUUUAACCCAUUUUUAACUGAAGACUUUGAGCAGUGUGCAUUUUUCACAGAUUCUUUUUGUGAUCAGCUUUUGCCACGGACCACACAGAUUUUAUUGGAAUAUAACUCAGGGAAAUGGGUGCCAAGGCUUCGUGAACCACGAGAUUUAUAUGGCCUGUCUCCUGCAGGACACCUGCACUUAGUACGCUGGCCCCAUCAGUAUGAAGUUAUCAGAGAGAGAAUUGAGCAUAUUGUGUGGAUUCCUCCUACGCCAGAACCACUGUACAGUCCAUCAGGUCUGGAGAUUGAGCCACUCUGCCCAGACCCUGGAGAGGAGGCUGUGGUAUAUCUAGCAGAUGGAGCUGAUAAGGAUUCCAGAUUUAUGUAUUCCCGCAUAGGGGGGAGCUUCCCUACAAAGCAGGUGCUUCCUCAGUCCUGGGAUGACUGGGACAAUACUUUGAUUUUUGAAGCACGAUUUGAAAGUGGGAAUCUGCAAAAGGUGGUCAAAAUUAGUGAUUUUGAAUACCAGCUGACACUACGCACUGAUCUCUACACAAAUAAGCAUACCCAGUGGUACUAUUUUCAGGUCACCAACACUCAAGCUGGAACUCCCUACCGUUUCACCAUUGUCAACUUCACCAAGCCAACAAGCUUGUACAAUCGUGGUAUGCGUCCCUUGCUGUAUUCAGAAGCAGAAGCAAAGAUCCACAAGGUGGGAUGGCAAAGGACAGGAGAUGAAAUCAAGUAUUACAAAAACAAUCUCAGCCAAGAUGGGCGCCAGUAUUUUUCCCUGACGUGGACAUUCCAGUUCCCACAUGACAGGGACACCUGCUAUUUUGCCCACUGCUAUCCUUACACUUACAGCAACCUGCAAGUCUACCUGUCAGCCAUUGCCAGAGACCCAAAGCGGUCUAAGUUCUGCAAGAUCCGCAUCUUGUGCCAUUCUCUGGCUGGGAACAUAGUCUAUGUUUUAACCAUUACCAAUCCCUUGCAAGAUUUCAAGGAGGAAAAACGCAAGGCAGCGGUAAUUUUGACUGCCAGGGUGCACCCAGGUGAAACAAAUAGUUCCUGGAUGAUGAAGGGCUUUCUGGAUUACAUUCUGGGGGAUUCAAAUAAUGCCCAGCUGCUCCGAGACACUUUCGUUUUUAAGGUGGUGCCAAUGUUGAAUCCAGAUGGUGUGAUUGUGGGCAAUUAUCGCUGCUCUUUAGCAGGCAGGGACUUGAACCGUAAUUAUAAAUCUGAUCUCAAGGAAUCCUUCCCUUCCAUCUGGUACACCCGCACCAUGAUCAAAAGAAUAAUGGAAGAGCGCAAUGUUCUCUUGUAUUGUGACCUUCAUGGUCAUAGCAGGAAAGAGAAUGCCUUCAUGUAUGGCUGUGAAAAAAAGGAGCAGCAUGAAGAAGGCUCAUGUUUAAACCAGCGCAUUUUCCCUUUUAUUAUGAGCAAAAAUUGUCCGGAUAAAUUCUCAUUCCCAGACUGCAGUUUCAAGAUACAGAAAGGCAAAGAAGGAACAGGUCGAAUAGUGAUGUGGAAGAUGGGCAUCAGCAAUAGCUACACCUUGGAAGUUACUUUCUGUGGGUCUAGAUUGGGCAAUGGACAUGGUACCCACUUCAGUACUAAGGAUUUGGAGUCCAUAGGAUACCGUUUAUGUGAUUCACUGUUGGACUUCUGUAGUGAAAAGAAGAGUAAGUAUAAUGAAUGCCUGAAGGAACUGGAAGAAAUGGCGAAACAAGAUGACCCAAGUGCCUCUGUCAAUGACACAGUAGACAGAGAUUCCAGUUCUGAUAGCUCGGAUGCUAAUGAGCUUGCAGUUAAACUAGAAAUCCAGGCAAAACCAAGAAAGAAGUAUCUGAAAACAAAGAAGGAAAGGAGUUUUUUUCUGGAAUCAUCAGGAAGAAGAUUUUCUAAACAUCCACAUGAACCAAUGACCCAGGUUUUUCAGAAAUUAAAAUUGAUGGAGCUGCAAAACAUGCAAAAAGAAAAGUUUGAAGCCGCCAAGCAGAAUGUAGAGUCUUUCCCCAGAACCCCCAAUGCUAAAAAGGUUUGGAUGUCUCAUUAA